Messenger RNA from Prunus armeniaca (apricot), 171 nucleotides. The record is from the annotation of a GenBank genome assembly. Lineage: Eukaryota; Viridiplantae; Streptophyta; Magnoliopsida; Rosales; Rosaceae.
AUGGCCUCAGAGCCAGGUUCGAUUGAUGUGAAGUAUGCAUUUUUGAAUGGAGUGUUGUAUGAAGAGGUGUAUGUGGAUCAACCUCCUGGUUUUAUGGUUAAGAACAAAGAGGAUAGAGUGUAUAGACUCAAGAAGGCAUUAUAUGGACUUAAACAAGCUCCAAGAGCUUGA